UAAUCCAACAUGGCUGCUUCAUAGGCAGAAGACCUUGAGUACAUACGUGAAUACCUUUGGAUGAGAAUACGCCAUGGGAAACAGUGAAUCAACAAAGAGAUUGACUGUUGAGAGAUCAGAAGAGGAAGGAACCCCAGGAAUUGUUAAGAUUUCUGAACGGGUCAUGCGACGUCUCAGAGGAGAAAUUGACUUACCCUUGAAAGGUGAUGAGGAUGUUACCCAAGAUGACAUCAAUACGAUUUGGAAGGAAUUGCAGCAUGAGAAAGUCAGGAUGAAACAUCAGGAAGAACAUUUACAAGAGAUUUUGCAGAAUGCUUUUGAUGAGGGAAGACAGGUUGAAGCUAAAAGGCUUAGAGAAAACAGAGGUAAAUUAGGAGACAAAGAUGUACAAGAGAUUGACAACCAUUGGAGAAAACUGUUAGAGGAGAAAGAAGCUGAGUCAAAAACAAAAGAAAAUAGGCUUUUGGAAAAACUUGGUACUUUGGAGAAACAGAUUUCAGAAAAGGAAGAAGUGACAUUAGAAAACUUUAAUCAAGCUGUAGAAGAGACAAAACAAAAAUUCAGUGUACCAACAAAGGUCAUAGCUUGCCAACACCUGAAGAAUGAGGUACUUAAUUGCUACAAACAGAAUCCCAAUCAGGCAUUGAAGUGUUCACAGAAAGUUAGAGAUUUCAUCAACUGCGUGGAACAAUCUCAGUUAGAAAAUACUCAAUGAAGGAAACCAGUAGCCAUAGCACCACAUGAUGCAAAGCCUUGCUUUGAAUGAGUGGCUGUGUCAACUAUACAAGAGAACACUACCUCAAAGAAAUAUUUCAACAUAAAAUAAAGAAGGAUCAACCUUUAAUAUGCUUUCUGAGUUGAAAAAGACUCAACUGACAGUGCAUAGUGUUGAAGAACAAAACACUCAAAGUUUAUUUUGCAUGUGUUAAGAUUUCAAAAUAAGAUUGUGUUUUUGGUAUUUUGUGCAAUAAGAGAAGAAUAAAUGGUCUGGUUAGUUUUAAACUGA
Messenger RNA from Pocillopora verrucosa, 1006 nucleotides. Its product is annotated as MICOS complex subunit Mic19. The record is from RefSeq and is a predicted model, not a curated record. Gene Ontology annotation, biological process: inner mitochondrial membrane organization. NCBI's taxonomy places the organism in Eukaryota, Metazoa, Cnidaria, Anthozoa, Scleractinia, Pocilloporidae. Gene Ontology annotation, cellular component: MICOS complex.